Messenger RNA from Schizosaccharomyces japonicus yFS275, 1107 nucleotides. Its product is annotated as 19S proteasome regulatory subunit. The record is from RefSeq and is a predicted model, not a curated record. The transcript has 3 exons. Lineage: Eukaryota; Fungi; Ascomycota; Schizosaccharomycetes; Schizosaccharomycetales; Schizosaccharomycetaceae. Bases 1 to 1107 code for a protein of 368 amino acids. Gene Ontology annotation, molecular function: ubiquitin binding. Gene Ontology annotation, cellular component: cytoplasm; nucleus.
AUGGAUACAGUAUUUGGAAGAUCUCGGCAGAAUGAAAACCAGACAAGAAGACUGGGAUUGAUUUCCCUCAAAGCAGGAAAACUAAAUCGCAAACCAGGAACGAAAGUACUUCAGGCAGAUCAUCGUAAAGGUGUCCUUUACUUUCAACUCGAAUCUGACGAAUUAUUACAUUUCUACUGGAAACCAAGAAGUGCUACCUCUACACAAGUUGAAGAUGAUUUUAUCAUAUUUCCCGAUGAGGCAGAAUUUGUCAGAAUUCCUCAGUGCACGACGGGUCGUGUCUAUGCAUUAAAAUUUAAGUCCUCCUCUCAAAUUCACUUUUAUUGGCUUCAGGAUACGAACACUGAAAAAGAUGAGCAUGAUGUCUCGUUAAUUAAUCAACUUAUUGCCGAUCCUGUUACAGUUGCCCGUACCAUCAAUGCCCGUAAUCAGUCGGACAGUCAUGCUUCACAUGUAUUCGAUGACUCUUCAUCCACAAACCAACUGCUGCAACUGUUUGGUGCCACUGGACGUGGAGAUUCUCUUCAAGACUUCAAUUGGGAUGUACUUUCCCCUACGGCGGAGCAUCAAGGCAUCCUUCCUCAUCUUAGCUUCGGAGGUUCAGAGUCUGGUGCAGCUGCUAGCACUCGUCAUGAAGCACCGACAGAGGAAUCUGCCAGUAAUCGAGCCAUGGAUGAGGAAACUCUUCGCGAAAACCUUGAAGAGGGUCGUCCGUUGAUUGAUCUUGUGAACGAAUUGCCCUCCAUGAUUACUACCACAUCCGCUGAGUACGUCUCUUUCCCCAUUGAUGAUCAGUUGUGGCGUGUAAUUAGUCACCCACGUGUAUGCGAAAAAUUGUUUCCUCAUUAUCCACGGGAGGACCUUCUACAGAAGGGACCUGACAAUCUCCCCCAAGAUCCCGAGUUUCUGAAGGCAAUCGCUGCACUUGUGGAUGCCGUCACCUUGCCAGAAGCAAGUGCAUUGAUUGCAAAGUGCGGACUUUCGUUGGAUGAGAUACUUGAUGAGAAUGGAGCUGAACGUUUCUUACGUGCAUUAGAAACAAAACUUGUUGCCGAGGGCGUUAUCACUAUUCCUGACGUUGAAGAUGCUGUUAUGCAUGAAACAUAA